This is a messenger RNA of Panonychus citri (citrus red mite), 1596 nucleotides long. It is a transcript of the gene ND-42, whose product is annotated as NADH dehydrogenase [ubiquinone] 1 alpha subcomplex subunit 10, mitochondrial-like. The record is from RefSeq and is a predicted model, not a curated record. Gene Ontology annotation, biological process: mitochondrial electron transport, NADH to ubiquinone. The coding region runs from base 112 to 1371 and encodes 419 amino acids. The transcript is spliced from 4 exons. Gene Ontology annotation, cellular component: cytoplasm. NCBI's taxonomy places the organism in Eukaryota, Metazoa, Arthropoda, Arachnida, Trombidiformes, Tetranychidae.
AUUGAAAUGACCGAACGUAGGGUGAUGAAGGUUGAGUGAGAAUUUGUUUUGAUUUUUGUUUUUUUGGUGAAUUUUAAUUGUUUGUGGUGUUUUUAAUUUUGGCUUUGAAUCAUGGCCUCAAUUAAAUUGUUACUGUCAUCUCGAUUGGCUCGAAUGGUGAUCCCUCGAACCAAUGAGAAUAAACUGUUGACCCGAUUACAAGUAAAUGGUAUUAAUCGAGUGUCAACCGCUGGUAUUUGUCAUAAGGAUAAUAUGGAUCCUGUUGUUAAAUCACUUAAGCCUAAACCUUUUCCAUACAAGGAGAAAAGGUAUCGGAGUUACAUGUAUUUACUUCCCGGUGGGUCAACUGUUGCCCGAUUUGAUGAAAAUACGGUUAUCGUAUCAAUUGAAGGUCUACCUGGUUCGGGGAAAACAAAAUUUGCCAAAAAAUUUGCCGAAGCAACUGAUAUGUAUCAUCAACCUAAAGCCAAUUUUGACUUUUAUUAUAUUAGGCCUGAUGGUUUUGAUUUAAGAAGAUUUAAUCCAAUUUUCUUUGAGGAAGCUCAAUAUCCAGAUAUUGAUUUGUUUCUUGAGAAACCUAAACAUCCUAAAAUUGGUAGAAUGCAAUGUGAAAUGUACAGGUUGAAAUACUUUUUCUACAUUGAAGCGAUGGCUCAUUUAUUCAACACUGGUCAAGGAAUUGUCACCGAACGGACUCCUUGGUCUGAUCAAGUUUUCAUGGAUGCAUUGGUUAAAUGUGGAUUCACUAAUAAGGAUCAUGAAAGAUUUUACGCUCGAAUGAGACACAAUUCUCAAGUUAAAUUAUGGAGACCACAUCUUGUUAUCUACAUUGAUACACCGAUUGAAACAGCCAUGAAAAAUAUUAAAAAACGAAAUAAUCCCAGAGAAGUUAAUAGUCCAGUUUGGAAAAGUGAUUUCUUAAAGUGUAUCGAUGAAUCUUACAAGAAUAAGAUUAUUCCUGAAUAUGAUGAGCAUGCCUACGUUUUGGUUUAUCCUUAUAAAGAUGAACUUGAUGUUAAUGCGAUUCUAUCGGACAUUGAGAAAAUGGAUUUCUGGCCAUGUCUUAGUAAUGAAAAAUUAUACGAUUGGCGAAUCAGUGAUGAUGGUGAAGUCAGUGAAUGGAGAGUAACUUUUACUAAUGAAAUUGAAACACUUAUGGCAAAGUGUAAUUUACCUUCUUGGGAUUGUGAGGGUUAUGAUUAUUCACCUGAAGCUGAACAGAUUCAGAUGCAAUCAGAAAGAUCUCUUGCUACUCCUUACUGGCCCGGUUUCGAUCCAGAUAGAUAUUCAAUGUGGGAACUUGCAUUCAAACGGGAAAACAAAUAUUGGGCAGAUAGAGCUAUGAACUUAUUCCCAGCUUAUAGUCCCUAAUUGUACCAACAAUUAACAACGAUAAUUAAUGUAAAAAGAACAGACAGUAAAAAUGAACGUUACUAAAUUAGAUUUACUUCUAAAUACAAAAAAACCUUCAUUAUUAUGGUUCAAUCAUCCGGGAUAUAAUCAAUUACAAUACGAAAUUGAAAAUUUUCAUCCACUUUUAAUUUCUCUGGAAAAUCUAAAACCUAUCUUGUUAAUAAACUAUCGACACAAACAACU